CGGACAUGGUGCUAUCUGACUCUCGUUGCGCCCCCAACCAACGUCGCUUCUUCUGUUCCACGGUAGCCAAACGCCCAUUGUCAUCGAAACACUCCAACACGACGGACAGAAUGCCCGAGCGCACCUGCUAUGGCCGCUACCGAUGAGCAGACCGAACGUGCACACAGGCCAGCGUCACCAAGGCUGAACGACGGCUCAGGCCAAACAUGGCUUUCUUCCAAUGAUGGCAGUCAUGUCGGCGGCCCCAUCUCCAGCGCCUCAGCGCUCCCCACGAUAUCCUCUGAUGAAGACCGGACCUCCGAGGAAGAUGAAUCGCCGCGGACGAGUAGCCGCAACGAAUGGUCGCGAUCCUCGUCUAUAUCGGAGCAUUUGACCCCAGAGUCGACAUUCGACGACAAUGCGAAACCCGAGAACAUGUCGAGCGAACAAGCCGAGACAAGAUCGCGAAGUAGGAGCAGCACUCAUACCGUUCAAAAGCUGUCGGCCGCCGAGAUCCAAGACCUCACAAGCUCGCCCGACUCGCUUCCAGUGGCGCCAGCUGCGCAACGGAGGUCCAUUGACCAGCAACUGGAACCCAGAGCAUUAGAUGAUCUCGAUAUCCCAGGGCAGGCUUUUGCACAUGGCCAUGAAACCAGAAGUCCAGAACCGGUGCAAACCAGCGUCCCGACCCUGGACGUACCACGAAGUGGCGGGCGUUCGUGGGCCACGAGAGAUUUCUCACGACGCCCUCCUCCAUCGCAACGGACAGUAUCGACGCCACCGAGCACCAGGGCGGAUCCGACAACUGAUACAUCGACGACUCUGAAAUCACCUCGACGUUUCUCCAUGAAUCCGCCUCCCCGGCCUGCCUCUUUGCACAUCAGUCUCGAUGGCCUGUCACCACACUACUUGCCGCCAGAAAUCAAGACCGGGCCAUCAGCUGUGAGCACACCGGGACCAUCAGAACAUCCGAGCCUAGCGCCGCCAUCGUCGCCGUUGCCGAAUAAGAUUCCGCUCCCGCCGAUGUCGAUACCAACGCACCUACAGCUCGAAAUUGCCGCGCAAAGGCCCAGUCCGCUGUACAUCUUCCAUCCCCAUACGAGUGAUAUGCCAUACGAAUCCAGCGCCGUCAAAUUUGAGCGCCUGAAGAACGUCCUCUUGAUCCCGACCUACCUUGAACGAACACUGUACUUUGGGGCCUUGGCGUGUCUAGAUGCCUGGCUAUACACAUUCACUAUACUACCCAUCCGUUUCGUGCAGGCAGUUGCCGUGCUCAUCAGGUGGUGGGCCUACGUGGUUGCUAAGGAAGCCAGGUGGCUCGUUUCAUAUGUUUGGGGCGGUGUAGGUCGCCUGAGAGAGCGCGGGCGCGAGAGACACAGGGACGGCACCACAACGAGCCGGUCUCGCAGUUGCAGCACAGCCAGCGAGUUCUCCGUUGAUGUUGACGGCCCUUCAACGAUCCGCGACCGUUUCCCCAAUCGUUCACGAGGUGACUCGCGUAUCAGCAGUGGGUAUACCAGACCAUCCCAGGCUGGCCAUGACCCGGGGCCAAGGACCGGUACCUUUCGCCACAGGAGGACAAAAUCAAUGCCUUCUAGCCUGACGGCCUUCCACAAAGCCGACCUCUUGCAGGGGCUUGUCAUCAUCUGCAGUUCCAUGGCCCUCAUGACCUUGGAUGCCAGCCGCAUGUACCAUUUCAUUCGGGCGCAGUCGGCGAUCAAGCUCUAUGUCAUCUACAACAUCCUUGAAGUGGGCGACCGUCUCCUCUCCGCGUUAGGACAAGACAUCCUAGAGUGUCUCUUCAGCACCGAAACAUUGUCGAGGAACGCAUCUGGACGAUCCAAGGUGCUUCUACCACUGGGAAUGUUCAUUCUGUCGUUGUUAUAUUGCUGUCUGCACUCGGUAGCUCUGUACUACCAGGUCAUCACUCUCAACGUGGCCGUCAACUCGUACUCGAACGCCCUGCUCACGCUGCUGCUAUCCAAUCAAUUUGUGGAAAUCAAAAGCACAGUGUUCAAGCGGUUCGAGAAGGACAACCUGUUCCAACUUACAUGCGCGGACAUUGUGGAGCGCUUCCAGUUGUGGAUCAUGCUGUUCAUCAUCGGUCUGCGCAACUUUGUGGAAGUUGGCGGUCUCACCGUGCCCGGAGCUGCAUUUGAGGGCGCAGACGAGGACGGCUCGACCGGCGGGAUCCCUCCGCUGCACAACACGUCAAUACUGCCGCACAGCUUCACCGUGCUGCCAUCCUGGCUCAUGUCGGGCGAAGUGCUGUCCCCGUUCCUGAUUGUGAUCGGGAGCGAGAUGCUUGUGGACAGCAUCAAGCACGCAUACGUGACCAAAUUCAAUAACAUCAAACCCAACUUUUAUGGUAGGAUCCUUGACAUUCUGUGCAAGGACUACUACACCAAUGCAUUCACGAGCCCUUCUCUCACGAGGCGGUUAGGCCUGGCAGUCAUUCCCCUGUCAUGCCUCUUUAUCCGGGCUUCGUUCCAGACCUACAACAUGUUUCUCUCGACGCAUUUACCAAUGCCCACACCACCGUCCACACACACCUCCCUGGCUCAGGCCUCAGCCACGCCCUCCUCGCCAGCCAUGAUGGCCGCACUGAAUCGCUUCGACUCGUUGAUUCGCGAUUCUCUGGGUCGCGCAACCUACGGCUACCCGUAUGGCUCACCACUGAACUCUCGACCUUGGUAUUCCUGGACGACCGACGACUUCAUCGCCACCCUCACCAUGAUAGUCUUUUUUUUCAUUGCUUUCCUGGUGCUUCUCAUCUUGAAGCUCCUGCUGGGCAUGGUUCUGCUCAAGUACGCACGCAAUCGAUAUGCUCAAAUGCGUCACGCAGAAGGCUUGGUGGCCGCCAACAAGGCCGAGCGUGAAUCGUACGACGCCGCAGGCCGCAGAGUCGGCGGGUACGGCCACGUAGAAGUGGGCGAGGAGCGACAGAAAUGGAUCCAUGCAGACGAGACUGAAGGCUUGAAAGGCGGCAAGGGACCCGGGAGCAAGAGGGUCGACAUUGACGACAAGAAGAAGCCGGAGGCCGAGUAUAACGGCGUGAACCGGUAUGAAAUGAUUGCAAAGCGCAUUUGGUAGGCGUUCAGGGUUCUAGGCACUUGCCGGCGUUUAGCGUAGUACAUACGAGAAUUGGAAUUCACACACGGCAACGUUCAGAUCU
This is a messenger RNA of Emericellopsis atlantica, 3154 nucleotides long. RefSeq names its product eukaryotic membrane protein family-domain-containing protein. Bases 130 to 3072 code for a protein of 980 amino acids. Gene Ontology annotation, cellular component: endoplasmic reticulum membrane. NCBI's taxonomy places the organism in Eukaryota, Fungi, Ascomycota, Sordariomycetes, Hypocreales, Bionectriaceae. Gene Ontology annotation, biological process: maintenance of protein localization in endoplasmic reticulum. The transcript is spliced from 2 exons. The record is from RefSeq and is a predicted model, not a curated record.